Messenger RNA from Moneuplotes crassus, 437 nucleotides. Lineage: Eukaryota; Ciliophora; Spirotrichea; Euplotida; Euplotidae. The record is from the annotation of a GenBank genome assembly.
UGCUGGGAUCGAAUUAUUUCAGUGGAUUAAGAAUACAAGUGAGAUACAUAUUUUAUAUGGGGUCUGACUUCUCUAGCAACGGGAGAACUCCAAUCAACCCAGAUCCAGAUGGAAAAAUGUGGAGAUACUUUAUUCAAGUUAUACAUUCAGACAGAGGGUAAACUGUUAGAUAUUGAUAAGUAUCUCUAUCCUUCAACAAGAGACUUCUAUGUGCAAGGAAAUUCAUUGUCAGAAGAGUUUUGUUCAUUGAACUAAAUGUAGCUAAAUGCAGAAGAGACUCACUUCCAUGUCCAGAUGAUUUAGAUGAAAUUAUGAACAAGUUGAGAGUCAGGAUCCCAUUUAUAAACACUUACUUUGACGAUUACAAUGAUCCUGUCAAGACUUAUAUUUCUAAAAUUCUGAGUAUCAGUGUAUAAAAACCUAACUCUGACUAUUUU